This is a messenger RNA of Anopheles nili, 2577 nucleotides long. It is a transcript of the gene Rab14, whose product is annotated as ras-related protein Rab-14. Bases 137 to 784 code for a protein of 215 amino acids. Lineage: Eukaryota; Metazoa; Arthropoda; Insecta; Diptera; Culicidae. Gene Ontology annotation, cellular component: phagocytic vesicle; recycling endosome; Golgi apparatus. The record is from RefSeq and is a predicted model, not a curated record. The transcript is spliced from 5 exons. Gene Ontology annotation, molecular function: GTP binding; GTPase activity. Gene Ontology annotation, biological process: Golgi to endosome transport; phagosome maturation; endocytic recycling.
UGGUGCAGAAACCUCGGCAACAAUCGCAAACGGAAGGCUUCAUACGGACGAUACAUCCUCUUCCGUCGGAAGAGGCUCGACGUUAUCCUGUUGGAUGUGCUUCGAGUGAAAUACCUGCAUUCCCAAAAUAUUCAUCAUGUCAGCCGGACCGUAUAACUACUCUUACAUAUUCAAAUAUAUCAUCAUCGGUGAUAUGGGAGUGGGAAAAAGCUGCCUACUGCAUCAGUUCACUGAAAAGAAGUUUAUGGCAAGUUGUCCACAUACGAUCGGAGUCGAGUUCGGGACGCGCAUCAUCGAAGUCGAUAAGCAGAAGAUCAAGUUGCAAAUAUGGGAUACGGCCGGACAGGAACGGUUCCGAGCGGUCACGCGUUCGUAUUACCGCGGUGCAGCCGGAGCUCUAAUGGUGUACGACAUCACUAGACGUUCAACCUACAACCAUUUGUCGAGUUGGCUGGCGGACACUCGCAAUCUAACGAACCCAAGCACUGUGAUAUUUUUGAUCGGCAACAAGUCGGAUUUGGAGAGCACUCGCGAAGUAACAUAUGAAGAAGCUAAAAGCCUCGCUGAAGAACACGGGCUACUGUUUGCAGAAGCUAGUGCAAUGACCGGUCAAAAUGUCGAGGAAGCAUUUUUAGAAACAGCCCGAGAGAUCUAUCAAAGUAUCAAGGAGGGUCGGCUGGAUUUGAACUCAUCCGAAACCGGCGUACAGCAUAAGCCAGCUCAACCCGGCCGGACAACGCUUAGCAGUGACGCGCAAACGAACAAGGAAAACUGUUCCUGCUAGACACUAUUCCAAUGGCGACCAGCAAUUGAUUAAACAUAUGGUAUGAUGCAUCUAGUAUUCCAAAAUCCAGCUUUCGGGAAUCGUAAAAUGCAAAAAAAUGAAUCGAAACUAGAAGUUGCGGUUUUAUUUUUUAUGUAUGCUGGAAAAUUGAGGCUUUUGAUAACAAAAGUAACCUUACGCCAAACAUAGUUUGAAACAAACUAAGUAAAUUCGACAGCAGUAGGUCGUCUAGAUUGCAAAGAUUCCAGCCGGAGAAAGUGAUUGGAUUGAUGGUCAAACGCCAACGUCCUAUUUUCUGUUGAUAUUUUCUAACAUUCGAAUAAGGAUGUUAAAAACAUAGGAAAAAUUCACGAUUUUCAUUUGUUAGGUAAUAAUUUGCUAUUAAUUGGAGAAAGCGCCGAUGGAAUGAUGGGCAUCGUCAGUUAAGGGAAGUUCAUUGGCGCGAAAUUCGACGAUCAGGCACUUAUUUUAGGUGGAAAAUAUAGUAAGAAGGGAACUUACUUACUUUCCAGCAAUAAUGUUUUAUUUUUAUUACACGUUUUGUUAUAUGUUCCCUAUAUACAACUCGCCACGGUGGAGAAGGAGAAGAAUCUGUUUAUUCAAAACAACAUAACCAUGCAUUGUAAUGUGAAUGAGGAAAUACCAACGCGGAUGUUAUUAACAAUGUCAUGUCCUUUUUAUUGGUGAAAGCAUAGAUAGUAGGGAAUUGAUUUCUUUUCUAUACAUUAUUUCGAGGAAUUAAAUGCAAGUAUAUCUAUGUUGUAUCUUUUUACGGUACAUCACUUAGUAACCAUUGAAGUGUAUGGUCGCGUGGAAAUAAAACAAAGUAAAAUUGCACCAAAACGUGCAACUGAGGAAUAUUGAAGCGUUGAUAAGAUAGAACAGCAUAUAUAAAUGUAUAUCGCUAACAGUUUCUACCGUGUGUUAGAAUUUUCAUACGAUCAGAAAACAGCGAAUUCUCAAAAUUUUUGAGUACAAAUAUGAACAAACUUAUCGUACAUACGAGUUCCCCGAAGGUGAAAUAGUAAAAAAUUGCAUCUAAACAGUUUUCAAACGAAAGAAUAAAUUGCGAUACUAUCUAUAACCCCCGAAAGGAAUUUUUGAGUGAUUGUUUCCCUAAUCCAGAAAUAGUUGUUCUCAUUUCUAUCUACUUAACUGGCCUGCCAUCAAGCCCAUUUGAACGUAAAUAUUAAAAAAAAACAAAAUAUUUAAAAAUGUUAAUCGUAAGCGUUUUGAAUUAUUAGACCCCAUAAAGAUGGAUAACUGCGUAACAGAAACAGGAAAACAUUUUAAAUUUUGGGUUUAACAACCGAAUGGACCUUAACUUCUUUGCAUGGAUGAUGGUUCAAAAAUUCAGAUAAACGUAGAAGGAACAGAAGUUCAUCGUAAAGAGGUUGCAUCUAAUUAUUCAAUUUCCAAUUGUAAUUAUUAGAUGGAAAGUAGUGUAGCCCGAUCUGUGGCUUAUUUAAAAUUGACCGAAAAUUUAUUGUAAUGGAACAGCAAAAGACAAAAUAAUUAUCACCACCUUUUAGACCAUAGAAGAACGUAGACAGAAUAGGCAUAGAUAUGAACGAUAAUACAACGGAUGUGUAAUUCUGUGCUGUUCACUUGCCGAGUAAUACAGAAAGUACUAUCGUUGGUUGUUGGAAAUACUAUCGUUGGUUGUUUUUAUGGUUUUUUUCAAUAUCUGCGGAAAGAAAUAAUUUGGUGCUGUAUGUAACAUUUUCGUUAGGGAUUCAUUAAAUUUUUCGUACUCAUUUUACUUUUUAGAAAUAAUGUUUAUUGCAAUUCUU